Molecule: messenger RNA, 3092 nt
Organism: Malurus melanocephalus (red-backed fairy wren)
Lineage: Eukaryota; Metazoa; Chordata; Aves; Passeriformes; Maluridae
Gene: DENND2C
Product: DENN domain containing 2C
Exons: 19
Coding region: 290-3070 (926 amino acids)
Source: RefSeq, a predicted model, not a curated record
ACUGCUUUUUAUUUGGCUCCUAGCGCGGGAGGCUUGGCGACAAGGACUCUGGGCUGGUUUAGGACUGCACAGCUCUCAUCAAAGGGCUGMGAUUGCCUCAGAGCUGCACGGGCUGGUCCAGUCGGUGUUUGUGUUCCCAGCARCAGGACAAGGUCAGAACAGCCAGCCUGGACUCUCCUCUGUGCCACCGGGCACUUUGGAGUGCUGUGCCAGCUUUAAUGCCUGCAGGAGCCGGGGGGACGUGGCCAGCACUGGCCAUGGGCUGUGUGUGAGCGCUCUGGCCCCGGCCAUGCACCCCACAGGCUCAGGGGACAGCAACUUCUCACGCUCGGCCGUGCACACCCUGUCCCGCAGCCACUGCCGCAACAUCAAGCAGAAAAUCUCGCAGUGGGAGGGCAGGACAAGGAGCUGCCCCAGCAGGGAGAAGGAGCAGCUGAAGGACUUUGGAGUGAAGUACGAUCCCAGCUGCAAUGCACUGCCCAAUGUGAAGGCAGAAUGCACAGAGAAUGGCAGAAAGGCCGGGUCCAAGGACCCAAAGAGCCUGGGGUUGGAUUUCAGGGAAGAUGCACGGAACUGCUGCCACGCCGGGGGCUGUGGUGGCCCAUCUUCCCCAGCCAAGGAGAAAGGAGAGGGGCAAACCCUGGCCCCAGGGGUGACCCUGGCCCCAGGGGUGACACUGCCCCCGGGGAACUUCUAUACCUCACAAGCUGCAUGGAGGAGAGCAGAUCCCCUCCUGCCUGGCAGAGCCCCUCCUGCUCCCUCAGACCUGCAGAGGAAGCAAGGCAGCUCUGGCUCCACGGAAAGAGAACUGCAAAUCAGAGCAGUGGACCCUCUCUGCAGGGCGGAGAGGAGCUUGAGAAACGUUUACUCUGAGGUUGAGGGGCGAGAGGAGGAGGGACCUCCUGACCCACCACCCAAACCCCGCAGGACUUUCCGCUACCUGGCAGAAAAAGGUGCUGCUGGGUGCAGAGAUGCCACCAGGGAAGCUCCCCUGCWAAAGCAGCGUGGAAGGGACCUGGCGUCAUCCUCCAACAGCCCCGAGAAGAAAAUGGCCAGCAGGAKGAUCAGAGGGAGAGCCCAGAGGAAAUCUUUUGAGUUUGAGGACAUCCAGGGCUUCCGCAAGCGGCCGGCAGCCAGCAGCUCCCACAGACCUCGGGAGGAGACAAAUGGCACUGCAGGAUCCAGGCUUGUCUACACUCAGUCAGAGGACAACAUCUACGAGGACAUCAUCUGUCCUGCAAAAGAGAAUCAUUAUGAAGAUAUCAGAGCACUGCCCUURCCCCUGUGGAAGGUCCCAUCAGUCUGGAAGCUGCCCCCUCCCCGGAGCAUCAGCAGGGCUCCCAAGCCUCCYCCCAAACCUCCCUUCCUCAGCCGCAAGACGCUGGAUCUGAAACCCCCCCAGACAUGUUUCCAAGGGAAGAUGGGGAAGGACACCUCCCUGCCUGUCACCCUGUCUGAAUGGAAGCUGUUCCGAGCAGUGGAGGCUGCGAGCAGGAAAAAGAACCUGCCCUGGCUGGUCCUGAAAAUACAGGAGAUCUUUGAUUCCAAACGUGGAAGGAGGAAGGUGAAGCUGCUCAGUCCUGCUGGGAGAGAAGCAGCUCCAGUGAAAGGUGAAACCAGCGGGAAUGAGAGCGAUACGGAAAAUCAGCCCAAAAGUCGCCACAGGUGCCUGAGGCGCUCGGCCUCCAAGAGGAACCCACACUACCAGACCUUGGAGAGGGAUCUCAUCGAGCUGCAGGAGCAGCGGCUCUUCGAGCUCUUCGUGGUGGUGUCCCUGCACAAGAAGGCAUCCGAGGUCACCUACACCCCUCACAUCAUCCAGCAGUUCCCCAGCAAGCCUGAACAUCCCUUCAGACCGUCAAAGGACACUGAAGAGAGGCUAAAGGUCAUUCCCAAAUUCUGCUUUCCUGAUCCCAAAGACUGGUUCCCUUCAUCAGACCUUAAAAGUGAAACCUUUUCCUUCGUGCUGACGGGUGAGGAUGGCAGCCGCUGGUUCGGGUACUGCAGGAAGCUCCUGCCAGAAGGGAAAGGGAAGCGCCUGCCCGAGGUGUACUGCAUCGUGAGCCGCCUGGGCUGCUUCAACCUCUUCUCCAAGAUCCUGGAUGAGGUGGAGAAGAGGAGGGAGAUGUCCCCAGCCCUSGUGCACCCCUUCAUGCGCAGCGUGAUGGAGGCACCGUUCCCYGCCCCAGGACGCACCAUCACCGUCAGGAGCUUCCUGCCAGGAGCAGGGGAUGAGGUGAUGGAGCUGUGCCGCCCCUUGGACUCGCGGCUGGAACACGUGGACUUCGAGUGCCUCUUGCAGUGUCUGAGUGUGCCCCACACCAUCCGGGUCUUUGCCUCCCUCCUGCUGGAAAGGAGGGUCAUCUUCGUGGCUGACAACUUAAGCACUCUGUCUAAAUGUGGGCACGCUGCUGUGGCAACACUUUACCCCUUCACCUGGCAGCACACCUACAUCCCCGUCCUGCCAGCCUCCAUGAUCGAUAUCGUGUGCUCUCCGACCCCCUUCCUCAUUGGCAUCCUCUCCUGCUCCUUGCCACAGCUCCAGGACCUGCCCAUAGAAGAGGUUCUGAUUGUUGAUCUUUGUGCUGACAAGUUCUUGCAAGAGGUAUCAGAUGAGGACGAGAUCCUGCCCCAUAAACUCCAGGCUGCACUUGUACAAAUCCUGGAAGAGCGAAGUGAAAUCCUGUCACAYGGGCAGAGUGACACACAAGGUGACACGAGCCUGAACUCUCUGGUCUCCGAGGCUUUUGUGCGGUUYUUCGUGGAGAUCGUGGGCCACUACUCGCUGCACAUGAGCGUGACRGAGAAGGGCGAGCGCGUGUUCCAGMGGGAGCCMUUCCGCAAAUCCCACGGCUCCCGCACCGUGCGCCACUUCCUGCACUGCUUCAUGGAGACCCAAAUGUUCGCCGGCUUCAUCCAGGACCGCGAGCUCAGCAAGAACCUGGUCAAAGGCCUUUUUGAGGUGCGUGCCUUGGAGUAUUUGGAGAGUAUUCCAGAGACGGAACGAACUGGAAUGAACAAAAUCCUUCGCAGUCUUGGCAGUAAAAUGAAAUUCCUUCAGAAGAAGUGACCGGGCGCUGCUGCGGGACAGC